This is a messenger RNA of Erythranthe guttata (spotted monkey flower), 2051 nucleotides long. It is a transcript of the gene ABCB29, whose product is annotated as ABC2 homolog 12. NCBI's taxonomy places the organism in Eukaryota, Viridiplantae, Streptophyta, Magnoliopsida, Lamiales, Phrymaceae. Gene Ontology annotation, biological process: transmembrane transport. The record is from RefSeq and is a predicted model, not a curated record. Gene Ontology annotation, molecular function: ATP binding; ABC-type transporter activity; ATP hydrolysis activity. Gene Ontology annotation, cellular component: membrane.
CUCAACAUUCAAAGCUUAUUAUUCCUUUCAAAUCAGAAUUAAUGGCUCAAUUAUUCCAAUUCACACCUCCAUCUUCCCUCUUUCACCUCAAUCACAAAAUCCCCACCCACAGUUGCAGAAAUCCACCCACUCGUCAAAUCCCCUUUUCUCUCAAACAAUCCGCCGCACUCACACCCAGCGCCGCCGCCAGCAAUCGCCACUCCCCGCCGGUCAAAUUCGCCUCCCUCACAGCACUCAAACCCUACCUCCAAUCCGAAUGGCGGCCCAUCCUCUCUGGCUGGCUGUGCAGCGCAAUUUCUGUCUACUCGCUGUCCAAAAUCGUGCCUUUGUCGGGGAAGCUCUCUUCUAUAUUGGCCGCUGCGGAUUUUUCGAGCCUGAGAAAUGAGGGUUUGAUAUUGGGGGUGCUUUUUUUGACACGAAUUGUGUCCAAUUAUCUGCAGCAGGCGUUUCUGUGGGAGGCCGCAUUGAAUUGUGCCUACAAAGUUAGGGUUUACGUGUUCAAUAGGGUUUUGCAGAGGGAUUUGGGAUUCUUCGAGGGCGAAAAGGGAGUUUUACCGGGGGACGUUGCGUACAGGAUCACGGCGGAGGCGGAGGAUAUAGCCGACACUGUAUAUUCCCUUUUGAAUACUGUUGUUCCAAACACUCUGCAAGUAUCAGCUAUGGCAACUCAGAUGUUAAUCAUAAGUCCCGUACUCUCAAUAAUUUCUGCCUUGGUGAUUCCGCUCAUGGCUAUCACGAUUGGUAGUCUUGGAGAAAAGCUUCGUAAAAUAUCCAAUACGGCAAAUCUUAGUACAGCUUCUCUCUCAGCAUACCUAAAUGAGGUCUUUCCUUCAAUUCUUUUCGUGAAGGCAAACCACGCAGAAUCCAACGAGGGUAUUAGAUUCCAGUCGCUUGCCUCUGCUGAUCUCUCGGCGUGUUUGAAAAAGAAGCAGAUGAAGGUUUUAAUACCUCAGAUAGUACAGAUAAUGUUUUUCGGGGUUCUAUUCAUGUUCGGUGCCAGCUCGUUGGUAGUUUCAAGAGCCUCAUUCAAUUGUUCCGCCAUGGUUUCUUUCAUGACAUCACUGAUUCUAUUGGUCGAUCCAAUUCAGGGUGUGGGAAAAGCAUACAACGAGUUAAAACAAGGAGAACCAGCCAUUGAGCGGUUGUUUAAGUUGACCUUGUUCAAGUCACAGGUGAGUGAGAAAACAGAUGCAGUUGAUUUAGUCACCGUUAGUGGAGAAGUGAAAGUAUGUGGCCUCUCUUUCUCAUAUGGAGACAGUGUGGGCCCCGUAUUGAAUGGGCUCGAUCUUCAUAUUCAUGCUGGAGAGACAAUUGCCCUUGUUGGCCCGUCUGGUGGAGGCAAGACAACUCUUGUCAAACUUCUGCUUCGCCUAUACGAACCACUUUCUGGUUCGAUUUUGAUAGAUGGCUGUGACAUUCAAAAUAUUCAAUUAGAGAGCUUAAGGCGACAUGUUGGUCUGGUCUCUCAAGAUUCGGUACUGUUUUCAGGGACUAUUGCUGAGAAUAUCGGGUACAGGGAUUUAAUAAGUGGUAUUGACAUGGAUAAAGUCGUAGUUGCAGCUCAAACUGCAAAUGCAGACGAGUUCAUUAAACGCCUUCCUGAUCAGUACCAAACCUGUGUUGGACCUAGGGGCUCUAAUUUUAGUGGAGGCCAAAGGCAAAGGCUAGCUAUUGCAAGAGCGCUUUAUCAGAACCCGUCUAUUCUUAUUUUAGACGAAGCAACUUCUGCAUUAGACAGCAGAUCUGAGUUUUUGGUGAGACAAGCUCUUCAACGCCUAAUGCAAAAUCGAACGGUAGUGGUGAUUGCUCAUAGGUUGGAAACGGUUGUAAUGGCUGAAAGAAUAUUCCUCUUAAAUGAUGGGAAGCUGCAGCAACUGAGUCAUUCGGAUCUUUUGGAUGCUCAUCGUCAACAUGGCUCACUCGCUAAUGCACUCGUUAUCUAGUAGUAUUCAAUAUUUCAAUCCGAAUUUUAAAUAAUCGUGUAAAUUAUUAUUUGUUCUUUAAUGUGGUUUUGUCACAAAUAAUCAUAGUAAUUUGUUAUUCACUCUCUA